AUGAAAAUGUUGUCGUCCAUUUUUAAUACGAAUAAAGUAUGUGCUGCCAAGUCAGAAACUGUUACAAUGACUGAUAUCAAAUUAAAGGCAUUGGAAGAAAAAAUCAUGGAGAAAGUGACUGUUCCAGGCACGAAGACUAACCAAAUGGUUAAUAAUGAAAUAAAUGAAUGGCAUUUUCACAAUCCAAACGCAUCAAAAAUCAAGACGCCCACUUUAUUGAUUCAUGGUUAUGCGGCUUCAUCAAUGGCUUUUCACCGGACUUUCAAUAGAUUAUCUACAGAUAUUAAAGAUCUUUAUGCCAUAGAUCUUCCUGGUAACGGUCUCUCUUCUGCACCAGAAUUAUCAGAUGUGAUAAAAAUGAAAGAUCUCAAGAUAACAUUAAACAAAUCAAAAGAUGGCUUUACCUUAAAGAAGGCUAUCGAUUUAGAGAUUGAAAAAGCCAAUCUUGCUAAAUAUGAGAAUUACUACCUUUCUAGAAUAGAUGAAUGGCGCAAGUUUCAUGGGAUUGAGAAAUUAAAUGUUAUAGGACAUUCGUUCGGCGGAUUCAUAUCUUUUAAAUAUGCUAUCACUCAUCCAAACCAAGUCAACGACCUAAUUUUAGUGUCGCCACUUGGUAUGGAGAAAAACAUCCAUUCUUUAAAUAACAAUUUUGAGUUGGAAACGAAAUAUACUCUAGAUUUUGAAAAUCCAGCUUCUCUUUAUUAUGCCCGUUCAUUCAAUGUUCCAAGUAUUCUUUUCAACAAUCAAUUGAAUAUCUUAAGAUGGAUGGGGCCUUUGGGAGGUAGAAUGGCUAGACAGUACAUAGACAUGGCUUACAAGAAAGUGCCCGAUGUGGCAUACAAAAAUUAUCUAUAUUACGUUUUCUAUGACGGUAAAUCAUUUCCUAAAGUGACAAUAAACAAUUUUACAAAUAUGUUUUCUAAAAAUUUACUUGCUAGAGACCCUAUAAUGGAUAAUCUACUCAAAUUACGGGCUAAAAAAGUCAUGCUUGUGUAUGGUGAACAUGAUUGGAUGGAUAAAUAUGCAGGCUACAACAUGGUUGAAUUAUUAUCCAAGAGCAAUUACAAAUUAAAGGAUACAGUCCACUACGUGGAAAUUCCUGACGCUGGUCACAAUUUAUUCCUAGAUAACCCCACAGAUUUCAGUGAAAAUGUGGUUUCGUUCCUAGCUGAGUAA
Molecule: messenger RNA, 1176 nt
Organism: Kazachstania africana CBS 2517
Lineage: Eukaryota; Fungi; Ascomycota; Saccharomycetes; Saccharomycetales; Saccharomycetaceae
Gene: ICT1
Product: lysophosphatidic acid acyltransferase ICT1
Exons: 1
Coding region: 1-1176 (391 amino acids)
Biological process (GO): cardiolipin acyl-chain remodeling
Cellular component (GO): mitochondrial inner membrane
Molecular function (GO): A2-type glycerophospholipase activity
Source: RefSeq, a predicted model, not a curated record